AUGCCAGUCAGCGCUCUACGAUCCUCGGCUGGCAAAGGGUUUUUGAAUGGAUGCCCGAGGAUGUCGCCAUUGAUCUUUAUAUUCAUCCAGAUUGGAUUAGCACAAUCCGGAGAUGAAGACCUCACGGAUCUGCAGAUGCCAACCCGCAUAGCUGCAUUACCAAUGCCCUUCCCGCUGCUUUCACCGCAUAAUCUACUGUAUUUCGUACCGUUGGCGAUUUUCCUGCUCAUCCAUACAAAGACGAUCCCCGAGAUCCAGCCAAGAAUUAGA
Messenger RNA from Mesorhabditis spiculigera, 270 nucleotides. The record is from the annotation of a GenBank genome assembly. Lineage: Eukaryota; Metazoa; Nematoda; Chromadorea; Rhabditida; Rhabditidae.